AAUUACUUAAGGAUGCAAUAAAAACUAUCAACAAAUAUCCAUUAUCACAAAACCCAGCUGUAAUCGCUGGCAACAGAUAAUAUAAUGACGAGUUAAAGGCCAAGAAAUUAUUUUGCGAUGAGAUAAAUAUGUAGACACAAUAAUUCUUUUAAAAUAGUUUGAAGAUUAAAAGUGAAAAGACGUAUAUGUGUGUGCAAUAGAUUUGGAAAAAUGUCUUAUAAGGAAAUUAAUGAAAAACUGGACUUCUCAUCAUGUAAGGUUCAGAAACAGUAUAUACGAGAGCCCAACCUACUAAGAACCUUGUGUAUAAACAUAAUUAGUCUCAUUUUUUUCAUAAUAUCUAUAACAUUUUUUUUCUUCUACAGAAAAAUUAUAGAAAUUUAUUUAAAAUUUAAAAUAGGUAAUUUAUAUGGAGGUGUUCUAGCUUGCGAAGAUCUAAUCUUUUUUAUGCCUGACGUAUCAAAGUGCCAUAUUACCACUGUAGUAUACGCUCGGUCUGGAAAAGUGGAUAUGGUUAAGAGAGUUAAAGAAAUUAUACAAGAGAAGGUUUUUGAUGAACCUGAUAACUAUCCCAAGCUUACUAGUACAGUUCACCCAUUUGGAGGGUACUAUUAUAGGAAAAAAUACCAGUGUAACGUAAAUGACGUAGUUAAGGAAAUUAAACUUAAAAAUAAUAAAGAGCUUACAGAAGAAUAUUUAAAGAAAUUUACUGGCGAGGUAACAAAUUCUGAAUUUGGGAAAAGCGGAACUCUCCUUUGGGAAAUACAUGUUGGAUCAAGUUCAAUUAAAAAUAAAGCAAAUGGUACUUAUACCUAUCCGAUAAUCUCAAGAUUUCAUCAUUCAAUUGCUGAUGGAACUUCUCUAGUUUCUCUCCUGAUUCAAAUCUUUGGAGAUAGUUCUUGCCAAAAUUAUGGUGAAAAACUUUUUCAACAGAAGCUUAAAAAUCCGCACCAAAUAAGGAAAGAAACAUGCGUUCAGAAAUGGCUAGUUUUAAUUAUAACAAAUUUGUUUAAAAAAGCCCUCUUGUAUUUGGAACUUAUCUUCAUUUCAUUUGGAAGGCUUGCAGAAUUAAAUCAACUUAAACAAAUCGACAUAAAUCCCUUGCAUGGUACUAACUAUACAGGAGAAAAGUUAUGUGCCUGGGCAUCAGAAGACAAAGUAGAAUGUAUUCCUUUAGUAAAAAGCAUUAAAAAUAGAUGCCAAACUAAAUUUACUACUGUUAUUUGUACUGCAGUUACUGCCAGUUUAUCACAUUAUUUUAAGAGAAAUCAAUAUCCAAUUCCAGAAUAUAUGUCUGGAUUUAUAACAAUGCUCCUAGAUUAUCCAGACGUGGAUAUGUCUAAACCUGUGGCACUUAGAAAUAAAACUGGUGGUUCAGUGUUUGAAUUACCGAUGCUUUAUGGAUCUAAAACAUUACAAGAGAUAUUUACAACUAUAUCUCAAGAAACGAGUAAGCAAAUACGACUAGCAGAUGCUUUGGCAAUGACCAUUCUUUUACGUUUCAUUACGUAUAUUCCAAUGACCUUACUUAAAUUGAAUUAUGGUUGGUCAGCUCAUACUUACAUUUUAACCAACGUACCUGGUGGCUCACACAUUACUACUCAAGAUGGUUGGGUUUUUGAAAAAAUCAUUCCUAUUGCGCCAAAUAUGGUAAAAGUUGGUUUAUCAAUUGCUCUACUAAGCUAUGAUGAGAAGUUCCAGAUAGGAGUAUUAGUCGAAAAGAAACUUAUUCAAUCUCAGCAGGAACUACAACAAAUCGCAGAUGAUAUUCUUUUUUAUAUAAAGGCAUUAGAUAAUCAAACAAAAUAGUAUUUAAUUUUAGAACUAAUAGGAAAUGUGUUUGUUCUUAGCAAGUUUUUAAUAUUUUAUCAGUUCUAGUUGUAUUAUUGAUUUAAAAUAAAUAUUUAAAUUAC
Messenger RNA from Anthonomus grandis grandis, 1913 nucleotides. RefSeq lists its product as uncharacterized. The transcript has 8 exons. Gene Ontology annotation, molecular function: long-chain-alcohol O-fatty-acyltransferase activity; diacylglycerol O-acyltransferase activity. Lineage: Eukaryota; Metazoa; Arthropoda; Insecta; Coleoptera; Curculionidae. Bases 211 to 1809 code for a protein of 532 amino acids. Gene Ontology annotation, cellular component: plasma membrane. The record is from RefSeq and is a predicted model, not a curated record. Gene Ontology annotation, biological process: triglyceride biosynthetic process.